UUCCUCGAUAAAUGACGCAACGCGCAUGCGCACUUAAGAAAAGCGUGUGUCAAACGUGAGCGAGGUAGAGCUGCAGUUCAUCCCAACGGCGGUAGAUAUUCAGGCACGAAAGGAUGGCUGAAGAGCAAGAAAUGUCUCCCCUGGAAAAGAAAGUGGCUGAACAGAUCGAGUAUUAUUUCGGAGACCACAAUCUCCCUCGAGACAGGUUUUUAAAGGAGCAGAUCCAGCUGGAUGAUGGCUGGGUUACUCUGGAGACCAUGCUUAAGUUUAACAGGCUAAAGAAUUUGACCUCAGAUGCUGCGGUUAUCGUCGAAUCUCUGCGGAAAUCGAAAACGGGGCUGUUGGAGAUCAGUGAGGAUCAAACAAAGAUCAGACGGAGCCUGAGCAAGCCUCUGCCCGAGUACACUGAUGAGUAUAAAGAUGCCCUCAAACACAAAUCUAUAUACAUGAAAGGCUUCCCUUUGGAUACAACACUAGAUGAAAUUAAAGACUGGCUCGCUGAUAAAGGACAUGUGGAGAACAUUCAGAUGAGGAAAGGGCCACAGAAAACAUUCAAGGGCUCCAUCUUUGCAGUCUUGGAGUCAGAUGAAGCAGCGAAGACCUUCGUGGCAAGAGACGACGUUAAACAGUUUAAAGGAAACGACAUGAUUGUCCUCAUCAAGGACGACUACUUUGCUAAGAAAGCGGAGGAGAGGAAGCAGGGCCGCGCAGACGCCAAGGCCAAAGCCAAGAGUGAAAAAGAAGAGAAGCAGAAACAGGCUGAGAAGGAGGAGAUGAAAUCUCUGGACGAGCAGAGAGGCUGUGUGCUGAAGUUUUCGGGUGAACUGGACCACGUUUCUCGAGAGGAUUUCCACCAGAUCUUUGCCGAGCACGCUCAGAUCAAAUGGAUCGACUUCACCAGAGGAGCUAAAGAGGGCACCAUCCUGUUCCGCUCAGAUGCUAAAGAAGCCCUGCAGAAGGCUCAGGAAGCAGCCGGAGGCUCCGAGCUGAAGAUUAAAGAUAAAGACGUUCAGUGGGAGGUGCUGGAGGGCGACGUCGAGCUGGAGGUUCUGAAGAAGAUCCUGGAGAGCCAGCAGGAAUCGCUCAACAAACGCAAAGGAGGAAGAGGAGGUCACAGGGGACGCGGCCGAGGCCGGGGCGGCCGCAGGGACAGAGGAGGACGAGAGCAGACGCGGUUCCACGGCAAGAAGACUAAAUUUGAUAGCGACGAAGAAGAGGGUGACGACGCCGAGGACGCAGAGCCAGCGGCGAAGAAGCGAACCUUGGAGUCUAACGGCAAAGACGCCGGUACUCCAGCCACCAAGCAAGCGAAAGUAGAGAACGGCUCAUAAACGCACGGCUGCUUUAACGCGUAUUGUAAAUAUUCCCCACAGUUACAAUCAGAUCUGUCAGAAACGUGUCCACUGUGCCUGCUCACCCGCAGCUUCCAGUCUUUACGCUCGACUCGCACCUGAAUGAGCGAUACGGCGAAACGCGUUUCGUGUCGAAUUUUGAGAAGGAUUACUGGCACACAUCCUUAUUUCAGCUCUUUGUAUUGAAUCAGCCGAUCGCGAACCUGAUCGAUCACACGACGUUUAGCUGUAAUUAACCUUUGUAGCUUGUGCUUAAGAGGGAAUAUUAACCUUUACAAAUGUUUAACAUCAGUCCACUUGCUGUUUGUGUCGUUUUCCACUCAACAUCCUGCACAGUCCAGAUUGUCUAAGUGUCUGAUGAAGGUGAAUUAAGCGGACAGUGAGGUGUCGAUGACGAAGCGUUGGGUGAAGGUUCAGAGCACAUACCAGAUAAACGUAACUCACUAAUGUUAACGACUUCCUGUAAGUGUGUCACGUUACUUUUUUUGACUAUUGUUUUUGUUUUCUAAUUACUUGGUUGAUGUGAUCAGGUUUGUGAUUGGCUGAUACAAUGUUAAGUCCCGCCCUUUUUGUCAUCUCAGCAAAAUCAGGACGCCGAUAAGCGUGUUUGGGUUUCAUUUUUAUCUGUGUAGCUUCAUAACGGUUCGUAACACCACAUUAUUGUGUUUAAACUGUUCCUGAUCUUACAGGACUUUGGGUUUGUUGUCCCUAAUGAUGAAGACUGUAACAUUUCUGUAAUAUAACCCCACAAAGCGAUGAUCAGCACCACACAUGUGAUAUGUCCCGUGUUUCUCCAGACGGAAAGCACAGGGACCUUCAUGGAUCCUGCUAACUGGACCUCAGAACCGUUCUGUUCCCUUCUGAACUGGAAAGCCUUGUAGAAAAGCAUCUCCUGACUAUACCUUGGAUUUCAGUCUCAUAUAUUCAUUCACGAUAAUCACAGACCUUAGAAACCGGUGUAAAAGUUGGCGUCAUAAGCCGUACCUUAUCUGCUACUAAGGGUUUUUAUUUUCCCUUUGUCAAGACGACCAAAAUAAUCUUUUUCUUUUUAAUUGGGUUAUUAUUUUGUGACUGAAGCCUCUUAUUCCAAAGUGCCAUUUUUAAUUCACUUUGUUUUCUUUAAACCGACUCCGAGCAUUUCAACAAGAGGCACUCUGACGUUUUUUUGACUACUUUGGUUUUCAUGUGUGAACUUUAGCUCAUUUCAUAUUUUGAAUUUGAAUAAAAAUGAAAAACUUUAA
Messenger RNA from Tachysurus vachellii, 2593 nucleotides. It is a transcript of the gene ssb, whose product is annotated as small RNA binding exonuclease protection factor La. Lineage: Eukaryota; Metazoa; Chordata; Actinopteri; Siluriformes; Bagridae. Gene Ontology annotation, cellular component: cytosol; ribonucleoprotein complex; cytoplasmic stress granule. Gene Ontology annotation, biological process: RNA processing; positive regulation of translation. The record is from RefSeq and is a predicted model, not a curated record. Bases 114 to 1331 code for a protein of 405 amino acids. Gene Ontology annotation, molecular function: RNA binding. The transcript is spliced from 12 exons.